AUGAAUUGUCUGGUAUACCCUCAAUGCGGUGUCUGCACUGUUAUCAUUAUCUUCUUCUAUACUUGUAUAUGGAUUCCAUUCCUUGAAAUAAAAAAGGUUGUCCACAUGAUCAUUGGCAUCGUAUUUUGCGCAUCUCAUGCUGAUGUUGCAUACCAAGAAGAAGGAAUGUGCUGGGCAGAUCUUCCGGCAUCUAGGUUUGAAGAUUUGGACUUGAGCAGCAAUAGCAAUAGCAAUAGCAAGAGCAAGAGCAAGAAGAGAGUUGAUGAUGAUGAUGAAGAGGGGGAAAUGUGCUCGGUUUGCUUGAUGGAAUUCGAGAGGGAAGACGUGGUGAGCCAACUCCCCAGGUGCGGGCACAUAUUCCACAUGGGUUGCAUCGAGAGUUGGCUAUACCGGAAUAACUUCACCUGCCCUCUCUGCAGGUCUUUACUCCUCCUGCGCUCUACCCAGGACGAUAAUGCUGUGCCCUGCAAAAUGCACCCUUCCUCAUAG
Messenger RNA from Camellia sinensis, 489 nucleotides. RefSeq names its product RING-H2 finger protein ATL18. Lineage: Eukaryota; Viridiplantae; Streptophyta; Magnoliopsida; Ericales; Theaceae. Gene Ontology annotation, molecular function: transferase activity. Gene Ontology annotation, biological process: protein ubiquitination. The record is from RefSeq and is a predicted model, not a curated record.